This is a messenger RNA of Zootermopsis nevadensis, 1432 nucleotides long. RefSeq lists its product as uncharacterized. The record is from RefSeq and is a predicted model, not a curated record. NCBI's taxonomy places the organism in Eukaryota, Metazoa, Arthropoda, Insecta, Blattodea, Termopsidae.
ACCGGGCAGUCACUUCAACACAAAGUCUUCGGCAAUGGCGUGCUCCUGUGAAAUCAGAGUGCUUUGUCUAGUAAUGUUCUGGCUGGCCAGCAGCUACUCAGCAUUUGCAAGUGGUCCAAUGCUUGGUUCCUCUUGCGAAACUCAAGAAAACUGCUCAGACAUUGCCAACUCCACCUGCAUUAAUUCCACAUGCGCCUGUGUCCAGAAUUUCGUGCCUGGUAACCAAAACAGGUCUUGCCUCCCAGUGGCCAGAGACCUGGGCUCCAGGUGCAAUGAGAGCGUCCAGUGCUCCACGACGCUGGGAUCGCUGGUUGGCUGCUUCGAAAAUGAAUGCAGUUGCGUGGAGGACUCGGUGGAAGUUGACGAAAAAUGUAGCGAGAAGAAAAAUAUCAAGGAGAUCUGUAAAGUCAAAGAGGAAUGUCGUGCCAAUAACACGGACUGUAUAGACAGCAUAUGUAGCUGUAUCAAAGGAUAUGAAGCUGUUGGCGACUUGACAGAAUGUACGCCCAUCUCAGACAAGGACGGAGACCUGUCAACAAGCAAAGUCCCCAAAGGUGAGCAGAAAUCUAAUUGUGCUCAUGGAAACUGCACAAAAUCCGAAACCACCAAACGUGCAGACGACAUCAAUCAGCUCCCUAAAAACACGACAAAGACAAGAACAGGAAAGCCGAAAGGAAACGGGGCUGGAGUCAACACAGUCUUAUCACUCGCGUGCGUUCUUGGUACCUGGAUCUUUCAUCUGCUAGUCUGAGAUAAACAAGACAACGAAGAAUUGAACAUUCAGACAUGCAGACGUCAUUAGACAUGGGACUGCAACAUUCAUCUUGAACGAUUUUACAUCUGUGAAGGACUGUUUUAAAUUUAAGCUUAAAGCGUAACUAAGAUAUAUUUAAGAAUUAUUUUUUAAUUUCAAAUAAAACACAUCCCCAUUAUCAUUACAUGGCUUAACCUGUUUAAUAAACUACUCGUAGUUUCUUACAAAAAUCACACGAAAACAACCUCAAAUUCCACACACAGAUCUGGAAGUCGGAUCUUCACCAUCAGCCAAGUACAAGAAGAGAAAUGAGUUCAACAAAAUUUAUACAGACCUUGAGCCUCGAACCUACCUACGACUUUAUAAGACGCCAAAGCCCAGAAGAAGAAGAAGAAGAAGAAAUUUAGACACCAUUUUGUAAUAUCUGAGGUCCAACAACUAGGUAGAUAUAAACGUUUCGGUGGAACAUACUGCCUCUAUCUUCAGGGCUUCAGAUAAAGCGACUGUAACAAGGAAGAUAGCUGUAAGAAAGUGAAGUACGUGGCAUCUGUUAAGAAUCUGUGCCAGUGUUAAAAUCUCGGUCCGGACACCGGCUAUAUUGAGGUUGUUGAGAUUUCUGGUUCUCAUGACGACGAGUAAUCAUAUGAAGUUUAAUAAAUUAAAAAUCACCCUCCAAAA